Messenger RNA from Fusarium sp. VM40, 990 nucleotides. NCBI's taxonomy places the organism in Eukaryota, Fungi, Ascomycota, Sordariomycetes, Hypocreales, Nectriaceae. The record is from the annotation of a GenBank genome assembly.
AUGGCCAAGAGAACAGUCAAAACUCGAUUCCUCGUCAUAUCCGACACACACGGAAGCGAAGACUUCAGGACACCCUUAGAUCCCGCCGACGUAGCUAUCCAUUGCGGCGAUCUCACACAAGAAUCUAAACUCGAUGAAUUUCAAGAAACGCUUCGCUUUCUUAAACAACUGGAUGCUUCGCUAAAGCUUGUCAUUGCGGGCAACCAUGAUUUUACCCUCGAUACGCCUGUCUUCGAGAGGAAGAUCGCUGAGGCUGGGCCGCUUGAACAAACUCUGGUGGACCAGGAAUAUGGAGUUUUUGGACAGGCGAGAAGAUUACUUGAUGAUGCUGCGGAUGAUGGUAUUGUUUUUCUGGACGAGGGUGUUCAUCAUUUUGAUCUGGCGAAUGGCGCACAUUUGACAGUAUUCGCGAGUCCUUAUACACCAUCUACAAACGAUUCGGCUUUUCAAUAUCACCCCUACCUCAACGAUUACUGGGACAUUGAUCCCCUAGCUGACAUCGUCAUCACCCAUGGACCCCCACAAGGCAUCCUCGACAUGUCAUUCUCCAACGAGCGUCUUGGCUGUCCAGGUCUCUUCCAGGAAAUCGCCCGCCGCAAACCCCUGAUGCACUGCUUCGGCCACGUCCAUGAAGCCUGGGGCGCAAAGCUGGUGCAAUGGCGACGCGCGACGCCUGACUUUCCGUCGCAUUUUACCGCCAUCGAGAACCAGUGCUCUUAUGUCAUAGACUCGUUGGAUAGACUUGGACAAUCGAGGUUUGAUUCAGUGGCGACGAUUGAGGAGAAGGAAGAGAGAAAGAGGGAGUAUGAGAGGGAAAGAGUCGUUCGUACGCGGCAUUGUGAAGGUGAUGAGUUUCCUGCUGUGCGCGGUUUUCAUACCUUGUUUGUUAAUGCGGCUGUCCAGGGGGUUGAAGAGGAUCCUGCAAAGUAUCCAUGGUUGGUUGAGCUUCAGCUUCCGCUGGCUGAAAGGGAUGGAAAUGCAUCUACAUGA